Messenger RNA from Photinus pyralis (common eastern firefly), 1708 nucleotides. Its product is annotated as adenylate cyclase type 3-like. The transcript has 11 exons. The record is from RefSeq and is a predicted model, not a curated record. Gene Ontology annotation, biological process: adenylate cyclase-activating G protein-coupled receptor signaling pathway; intracellular signal transduction; cAMP biosynthetic process. Gene Ontology annotation, molecular function: adenylate cyclase activity. NCBI's taxonomy places the organism in Eukaryota, Metazoa, Arthropoda, Insecta, Coleoptera, Lampyridae. Bases 56 to 1627 code for a protein of 523 amino acids.
AUACAGUUUUCAUUGUUUCAGAUACGUUCAACAAAAAACAAAUUCACCAGUAGACAUGCGAGUGGGAAUUCACACAGGUGCAGUGCUGGCGGGAGUUUUAGGUCAGAGACAAUGGCAAUUUGACGUGUAUUCGAAAGAUGUCGAAUUAGCAAACAAAAUGGAAAGCAGUGGAAUGGCCGGGAGAGUACAUAUAUCGGCGACAACUUAUUCGUUCCUGAAUGGAGAAUUUGAAGUCGAACCAGCGUAUGGGGAAAAAAGGGAAGAAAGUUUAAGGAUAGCCGGAUUAAAAACGUAUUUUAUCGUUCGAGUAUUAAAGCCAUACCAGCCUGAGCCGAAGACCGAAGUACAAAACGGUGGCCGCAUAAUACCCGAAGAAGACAGUUGCGUAAUUGCCGACUUUGCCUCCGAUAGUAAGGACGAGGGAGAGGACUCUUUAGUCACGUCAAAAACUCGCCAAGAUUCCGAAGACUUUAAAAAUAGAUUAAAAAAGGAAUUGGUUAGUAGAGAAAGUCACAGAGAGCUGUUGAAAAAUACGAGAAUGCACUCCUUGAGAUUUAUAAAGCCGGAGUUAGAAAAAUCGUACCAGCUUCACAGCGAAUCAUUUUCCAAUAUCACCCUACAAGCAUUCUUAGUGGUGAGAUUAGCGAUCGGUGUUUCGCAAUUUAUCGUACUUCCAAGAAGACUUAUGAAUUUUCUUUCGUUUGUAAUCGGCAGCUUUCUACUUAUGAUUAUUUCCGCAAUUUCGUUGGUGGAGUUCCUUCCGGAGCCAAUUUCCAUUUGCCUAAAGUCGUGUUUCCGGAAGAUCAAUGAAUCAAUUUUAAUGCAAAGGGUUUUGUCCAUAACUUGUAUAGUGUUACUUACGACCCUCAAUAUUACCGAUACGAUAUCCUGUUCGCCUUUAAAUUUAGGGCAGGUGCAAGAAAACUGCUCUUUAACGGAAGACACAAACGCAGCAUGCCUUUAUCCUUCGUAUUUUAGUUUCUUUACCGUUUUAAUACUGAUUGCAUCCGCAAUUCCCGCUUCUCUUUCCUAUCUAUGUAAAACCCUUUUUAUGGUCUUAAUUACGGCAGCUCACUGCGUUGUUAACGUUAUUUUAUUAGCGCCCGCUCUCGAUUGCGAGGAAUCUCGAAAGCAUUGGUCCAACUUUACCAAAAGCAAAUACACGCUAUCAGGAUUAUUGGUAACAGCCACCCUCGCUCUCAUAUUUCUGGCAAGACAUAUGGAGGAGGUUUCUAGGCUUUUAUUUCUCUGGCGCUCAGAGGUGAACGAACAACGAGAACGUGCCUCAGAUAUGCGAAGGAGAAACGAGGCACUAGUUUACAACGUGCUGCCGCCACAUGUGGCCGCGCAUUUUAUGGGAAAUAGGAAAAGACAGCACGACGAAUUAUAUUCGCAGAGCUAUGCAGAAAUUGGUGUCUUGUUUUCCUCUAUGCCUAACUUUUCCGAUUUUUAUUCCGAAGAGACUGUGAACAAUCAAGGGUUGGAGUGUUUGAGAUUUCUAAAUGAAGUUAUUUCGGAUUUUGACGCGGUGAGGAAGCUUUUUUUUAUAAUUAUCCAUUCGCCUCGGAAAAUGCAUCUCCACCAGGAUAUUGACUAUUUAUUCCAUAUGCAAUAUUCAUUGAUUUAAAAAAAUGGGUGUUCACGGUUUGGGAAACAACGAGCUCAUAAGCAACAAAGGUUCAUGUUCGCCUCGAUCCAUUUCAUUAAG